Molecule: messenger RNA, 1335 nt
Organism: Spathaspora passalidarum NRRL Y-27907
Lineage: Eukaryota; Fungi; Ascomycota; Pichiomycetes; Serinales; Debaryomycetaceae
Exons: 1
Coding region: 1-1335 (444 amino acids)
Biological process (GO): protein import into peroxisome matrix
Cellular component (GO): cytosol
Source: RefSeq, a predicted model, not a curated record
AUGGUGAAAGAUACUGUGUAUUACGACAUCUUGGGUGUCGAGCCUACUGCCAAUGACUUGGAAUUGAAAAAAGCAUACCGAAAACAAGCAAUCAAAUUGCACCCUGAUAAGAACGCCAAUGAUCCCAAUGCAGCCGAAAAGUUUCAAGAAUUGGGCGAAGCAUAUGGAAUAUUGAAGGAUCCAGACACCAGAGCCGUGUAUGAUGAGUUUGGAGUUGAGGGAAUGAAAGAGAAGGCAGCUGCUGGAGAAGCAGCCGAGUUUGAUCCUUCGGAAUUCUUUACUAUGGUGUUUGGAGGAGAAGCGUUUAAAGAUUGGAUUGGGGAAUUAUCGAUGUUGCUGGAAAUUUCAAAGACUGCUGAAGUGUUGGAAGAAAAUGAUGAGGAAACAAGCAAGACCGAUAGCACAGCUAAUGAGCAAACUGUAGCUACAUCAAAUGCUGAUGGUACUGUGUCUACACCCAGUGUUUCUGAAAACAAGGUUAAUGAACCAAUAACUUCAGAUACCAUCAAAAAGGCCAAGAAAAAGAAGAUGACCAAGGAGCAACGUGAAGAAGUGAUGAAAAUGUAUGAAGAAUCUAAGAUUGCCAAGCAGAAACGUGUGGACGAACUUGCUAAAAAUUUGUUAUCUCGUAUAGAGAGCUACCAAAGUGCCGUUGGAAACGCUGAUGCCUUGAAACAAUUCACCAGCAAAUUGAGAACUGAAUUUGAAGAUUUAAAGAUUGAAAGUUUUGGUAUUCAAUUGUUACAUUUGAUUGGGAAAAUCUAUACUGAUAAGGCACAUGCUACUAUACGUUCCACUAAAACCCUCGGUGUUUCCAAGAUAUUUAGUUCUGUCAAAAAUAAAACCGAGACAAUAAAGAAUGGGUACAAUAUCUUACUGACAGCAAUGGAUGCCCAACAAUCAGCAGUAGAGAUGCUUGAACGUCAAGAACAGCUUGCUGCUGCCCAAGCAAUGGGGUAUGAAGCUAGCCAGGAGGAAUUGUAUGAACAAGCAGAAAUGGAAAGAAUAAUUACUGGAAAGUUCUUGGCUACCGCUUGGGCAUCUACCAAGUUUGAAGUGACUGAUGUUUUGACCAAGGUUUGUCACAAGGUAUUGAGUGAUAAGUCUAUAUCUAAAAAGGAAAAGGUAUCUCGCGCUAAUGCCGUCUUAUUCAUCGGUAAGGAAUUGUUACAAGUACAAAGAAGUCCAGAAGAAGAGGAAGAAGCCAGGAUCUUUGAAGAAAUGAUGGCUGAAGCCAAGGCUAAAAAGUCAAAGAAGAAGAGAUCCAAGGUAAGCGAAAAGGAUAUAGAAGAGUACAUGAAGAGAAUGGAUUCCUCUCAAGAAGAAUCAAGCUAA